Exophiala xenobiotica is the source of this 1695-nucleotide messenger RNA. RefSeq names its product UV excision repair protein Rad23. Gene Ontology annotation, biological process: proteasome-mediated ubiquitin-dependent protein catabolic process; nucleotide-excision repair. Gene Ontology annotation, molecular function: ubiquitin binding; damaged DNA binding; proteasome binding. Gene Ontology annotation, cellular component: nucleoplasm; cytosol. The transcript is spliced from 6 exons. The coding region runs from base 178 to 1329 and encodes 383 amino acids. The record is from RefSeq and is a predicted model, not a curated record. Lineage: Eukaryota; Fungi; Ascomycota; Eurotiomycetes; Chaetothyriales; Herpotrichiellaceae.
CUUCAACUCUUGCAUAUCGCCGCAUUGCCAUCUUUUUCCACCAAUUCCUUUCGUCUCUCACCAACUUGAAAGGUUUCACAGCUAUUAACUGUAACGCUCUUGAAAUCGCGUUCUCACCAACCGCGUUCUGUUCAAUCGUGCUCUCUGUCACCACACCGGUGCUUGUCGCGGGGCAAGAUGAAGCUCUCAUUUAGAGAUCUGAAGCAACAGAAGUUCACCAUCGAUGCCGAACCCACAGACACGAUCGCCCAGGUGAAGGAGAAGGUUGCCGCGGAGAAAGGAUGGGAGGCGUCGACUCAAAAGCUCAUCUAUGCUGGAAAGGUUUUGGCUGAUGCCAACACUGUGGAAUCCUACAAGAUUGAAGAAAAAGGCUUCAUCGUAUGUAUGGUCAGCAAGCCAAAAGCCGCGCCCGCUCCCAAACCUGCUGUCCCUUCUACUCCAGCCGCCUCUACUUCCACCUCCACCCCCGCCGCACCUGCUGCUCCCCCAAGCCAGGCAGCCGCUGCACCAAACCAGCCCUCUACACCCACGCCUGGCCAGGCAGCCGCUGCAGCACCUGCUGGCGGACCCGGCUUCAAUGACCCCUCGGCGUUCUUGAUGGGCAACCGAAAUGAGGCAACAAUUCGAGAGAUGGAAGCUAUGGGGUUCGAGAGAGCACAGAUUGAUGAGGCCCUUCGAGCUGCAUUCUUCAAUCCAGAUCGAGCAAUCGAAUAUCUCCUGAACGGUAUCCCAGAAAAUAUUCGAGCCGAGCAGAGACAACCUACACCUGCAGCUGGCGCCCAAGGUACUCCUGCUUCGCCUCCUGCAGCCCGGCCCGCUCAACCAGCACAGACCGGCGGAGACGAGCCUGUCAAUCUGUUUGAAGCCGCAGCGCAGGCCAACCAGCAAGGUCGUGGUGGUGCAGCAAGAAGUGGUGCAGGAGCUACCGCAGCCGGAGGUCAGGGAAAUCCACAGAUGGACCUUGCCUACCUACGGCAGAGUCCUCACUUCCAGCAACUGCGUCAAAUUGUCCAACAACAGCCUUCAAUGCUUGAGCCAAUCCUACAACAAGUCGCUGAAGGUAACCCACAACUAGCGCAGAUGAUCAGUCUCAAUCCGGACCAGUUCCUUCAAUUGCUUGCAGAGGGCCAGGAAGGUGACGAGGGUGCACUUCCACCUGGUGGGCAAGCUAUCAGUGUUACGUCAGAGGAACGCGACGCUAUCGAGCGACUCUGCAGACUAGGAUUUACUCGAGAUCAAGUCAUCCAGGCAUACUUUGCGUGCGACAAGAAUGAGGAGUUGGCGGCAAAUUUCCUUUUCGAGCAACCCGAUGAUGACGAGCAGCAAUGAGCAUAGUAUGCGGAACCAGGGGACAGGAUCAUCUGGUCUGAGGAAGUGAUGAGUUGCUGAUGCAAAGGUAUUGGGACCUUUUCAUCAUUCGGUCAACAGCAAGAUCCAUGACGCAAGACGGCCCAUCAUGCCCAAUUACAAAGGACCGGGGUUAUCGAUCAAUGACUGUUAUGAGAGCAAGCAAAUGCAGCCAACGAGUGAAAAACUGUGCUUGGGAUGCACGAUUCUUGAGAUUUCAGCGGAUGCAUUGUACUUAGGCAGGAUAGCUUAAAUCAUUCCCCAGGCCAAGUAACCCUCAAAGCAGAGCGCUUCGCUUAUGAUAACUAUAAGCAUCCUUCCGUAACAAGUUCUCAGCUUUGGCCUUCU